UUCUCUACUCGUUCUCUCGCCGCGUGACAACUGUCACGAAAAAUGCAUGCAGGAUUCCGAACGUCGUUUGUAUCAGAGGAGUCCUGCGCCAACCAGAGAAAUUAGAUAAUCUUUCAAGAGACUGCAGGUGAUUCGUACUACAUACGUAACGUAUUCUCCGAUUGGGUGGCUCAUGGAUCAGAGGAAAGCCUUCGGGUUGCUAUCCAAUGCGAUGCCAUAGAUUCGUGGUUGGUAUGGCGGCUCUCGCAGGAACGAACGAGAGUUGUUGAGUAGCGUCAUCGGAGUCGCGGUUCUUCUUCGAGAGCGUGCCAUUUAUGUUAUCGAGGCGACCGACGUAGACGAGGCGUUUAAUCGGAUCUACGGACGCAGCAAGUGCAAUUGAGCAUGAGACGCAAAAGCGAAAGGAACAAAGCAAAGGGAUCUCCGGAGAAAAAAGUUGAGAAACCAACGAGAAAGUCAACGCGUAGGCGUGGCAGGAGAUCACCCUCUACUUCGUCGGAACAAGAUGCUUUUGUCGAGGAUGCAACUAAAGGAAUUACUCAGCUCAAAGAGAUCGAUAAGGAGACAAGCAUGCAGACGCGCCUACAGAGCAAGGAAAUGGAACAGAUGCCACAAGGCCGGGAGGAGAAGGUCUCCUCCAGCGACAGAGACAUGAAGGCGGACUCGCCAGAAGACGAGGUGGACAACAGCGGAUCAGUGUGGAAAGUGGCAAGGGCGGAUGCGUCGCCCGGUGAGAUACAGAAGCUAAAACUAUGUAGGCAGCGCAACACGUCAGAAGUAUCAUCCGAAACAGCAGUAUCGAGUAGGAAAGGUGGCCAGUCAAGUGGCAAGUGGCAGGAAAGUGGUGAGGGCGUUGUAGAGGAGGCUGACUCGGCCGAUGAGCAACUGGUUUCUUAUACAAGAACACUCAGUAGCACUGAACAGCCGAUCGCUCCCUCCUCUUCAUACCCAGGUCAGGACUCCAACGAAGAGGUAAGUGAUAGCAAGGAGAUCCUGCCUGAAACCACUUCGGCCAACUUGUCUGACGAUAAACCAAACAUAGAUCAGCAUGCUGAAUCAAAUGAGGCAAAUUGCGCUGCCCAAUACGUUGAUAGCGAACCUGAUAAGCCGGGUAGUACGACAACCGCGCCGGCUCCUAGCGCAAACGGCGACUCUUGCGAGAAGGUCGCCACUGCUGCUGCCGCUGACAUCGCCAAAGAAGAUAAAUCUACGGAAGAUGCCAGCGAAAUGCCAAUGGAAACAUUCAACAUCCAAGAAAGUACCACGGAGAAGGAGGAGGAGGUUCACAAAGACACAAGUAGUGAGGAUGAGGAGGACAAUAAAGCGGAAACGCAACGUCCAGUGGAUUCGUCAUCCGAUUCAAAUGACGAGUCGCGCACCAAAAGAAGUAGAACGAGCAGCGAUCGAACAUCGCCACGUGCGACUCGUAGAAAACAUCGAAACAAGUACGGCGACUCGUCCAAUUCUGAAACACCUGAUUCUGAGGACGAGCCGGUCGAGAGAAAAGUUUCCGAGCCUUAUAUAGAGGAGAGGGAGGAGGAGGAGGAGGAUGAAGAAAAACCAAAUCUGGAACAUGUACGAGAAAAUGAUAAGGAACGAUCGGUAUCGCCGGAAAGGACUAACUCUCAUUCUCAGAACAAUGUAGAAAAGAUCGAGGCGGAUCAUGAUCAUUGCGAAACUGUCAAAAUUAAAUCGGAAGAAAAUGUCAGUGAGAAAUCGGAACAAAUUGUACUGGCCAGCUCUCAGGCAGUAGUUCACAAACCAGUUAAAGUUAACUUGAAAAGAUCAUUCACUGCAAGGAUGUUAUCUGAUAAUAGUGAAGUAAAAAAAGACGAUACCGAUGCAAGCGUUGACAAUGAGGCCAGUAGUCAAAAUAAGGAGAAUGGUGGCGAACAGGAACCAAAAUGUAUACCGAGAAAACGUCGAUGGGGAACCGCGCUUUCCACCGAUACCGCGCCUUCGUUCUCCAUUUCGACCGACUCGCUUAAAGCAUUGGUGCCCGGUGCGAAGCCGUUACCCAUCAAUGAGGUUCGUCUUUCGAAAGAUGACGACGAGGAUAGAGAUCGCCAUAGAAGUAAUGACAAGCGGCACAGCUCCAACGACAGUACAAACGAUGACAAGGCAAUAGACGAGAGCUCGCAGAAGAACGGCGCUGCUAAAAAGGGCAACGGAAAAGUGGACAACCACAUUGCGACGAGGCGAAAAAUAUCGAUCGUGAAGGAAAUGCCACACGUGAAAUCGCCGAGCCCACCAGCGUCUAAACCUACAAGUAUACUCUUGAUCAAGAAUCUAGUUCGUCCUUUCACAUUAAAUCAAAUAAAGGAGCUUCUUUCCCGUACUGGCACCAUCGUGGAGAAUGGGUUCUGGAUGGAUCGAAUUAAAUCCAAGUGCAUUGUCGAGUAUUCCAACGAGGAUCAAGCAUUCGAGACGAGACAGGCGCUUCAUGGGAUCUCCUGGCCUAUGUCGAAUCCGAAGAAGCUUCACGUGGAAUACGCUACGAGGGAGGACAUGGAGGCUGCCCGGGAAUCGUCCAAGGAACAACCGAUCGCCCGCAAGACGGAGCCGCUCUCGUCCGAUUCGUGGCAGCAGGAUUGGGGUCGUGAUGAAAAAACCAAUACGACCAAGGUGACCGUGGUGAGAGAGUGGGACCUGGGUAAGGAAGAUGGCCAACAGCACAUGAGGGAGAAGGAGCGCGAGAAGAAGGAGCAUGACAAGAAGCGACGAGCACGGAGUCGGAGCCCUGCGUUGGAUACUCAUCUGUCCGCACCAGCUCGCAAAUUCAAGAAGAAAGAGGACGACCCGCCACCGGCCAAGCUCCUGGAUGAUCUCUUCAGAAAGACGAAAGCGACGCCUUGCAUAUACUGGUUACCACUUACGAACGAACAGAUAGUUGUGAAGGAGGAGAUGCGGCGGCAACACAUGGCGGAACAUGCGCGUAGACUAGAAGAGAUGAGACGCGCCGAUAGAAACAGGGAUGGUCGGCGUCGACGUAGUCCGCGAAAAUAAAAGAAAUGUCAUCAUACACAUCUUUCCUCUCCUGAUCCAAUUUCAGCUAACUUAGUAUUAACCAGUCCACUUCACCACUUCAACUAGUUUUUUAGCUUCGAAACUUAUUUUUCCUCGAUAUUGUGUCGUUUGUCACGUCCAGUUCUCUAUUUCACUCUCGUUUCAGUUCCCGUUUAAAGACAUCCCAAGUAAUCAAAUAAUAAAUUAAUCUUUUAAUAUUCGUUAUACGUAUAUGUCUGCCGUUUGCAGUUCGAUUUACUUUCCUUCCAGUAAAAAUGAAUUACGAUCUUGAACUCGAAUGUCCUUAUUACGAUAAUUUUUUUUCAGUCGUAUUCUCUCCAUGUUUUUCGCAUUCUGCAGUUUGAUUACGAGCCGCUUAUAGGUGAUGCUAUCUGACGCAUGAUUAACAAGCCUCCUUGCCAUUCCUCGUUCCCUCUCCUCACGCAUCAAAAUUAAACCGUGCUUCUUACAGGUCAACAUUUAUCCCACAGAGAGCCAAUAUAGAUCAGAUUCGGUGUAGUGGUACUGUGUUUUCAUUGGCUUCACGGGGGAUGAUAUCGUCUUUACGUCACGUUGAAACUACACGUGAGAGACCGCACAUGUUCACGGCAUCCGCACGCAGUGUCUAACGACGUGGGAACUACCGAAGAAGAUAAGACGUUAUUGAUUUGUCAGAUAUGGAAUAGACUUGGUACUCGUGAUCACGGAGUAACACGUUCGAUGUCCCCUUUGCUCUUUCUUUUUUCUUUGUGCAUUAACGCCACGACGCAGUUACGACAGAAAAGUGUUCGUCUGAAACACGGAGGCGAGAUGAGGAUGUCUCGUUCGAGGAGCAAAAAAAAGGAAAGAGUGUCUUUGCAGUCGUUGCGUUAAAGAUAUGAUUGUUCUCCGUAGCCUAUUUCGAAUUCUUCGAGUUCAACAACUACUAUUAUCCAAGUUUGAUAGCGCUUAUGUUUGAAAAUGUCGCGUCAGUGUUCUUUACCCAUGCGAUAGACUAGUGCAGGGUAAAGGCAUACAUGUAAAUACAACUGAUAUUCCAUGGUGUGACAUGUAAAAUUAUUAAUAAAUCUUACAUAAAAAGGACACUAUUAAGAUAUACGAAAGUACAUUUAUCGUUACUUUUUACGAUACACCUGUAGACGAAAAAGAUUGAAAGCAUGAGUAAAUAAAUUUGUGUUUAAAACAA
This is a messenger RNA of Ooceraea biroi (clonal raider ant), 4192 nucleotides long. It is a transcript of the gene Acn, whose product is annotated as apoptotic chromatin condensation inducer acinus. The record is from RefSeq and is a predicted model, not a curated record. Gene Ontology annotation, molecular function: RNA binding. Lineage: Eukaryota; Metazoa; Arthropoda; Insecta; Hymenoptera; Formicidae. Gene Ontology annotation, biological process: RNA splicing. Gene Ontology annotation, cellular component: ASAP complex; precatalytic spliceosome.